This is a messenger RNA of Neocloeon triangulifer, 4269 nucleotides long. Its product is annotated as ecdysone-induced protein 74EF-like. The record is from RefSeq and is a predicted model, not a curated record. Gene Ontology annotation, biological process: regulation of transcription by RNA polymerase II; cell differentiation. Bases 538 to 2100 code for a protein of 520 amino acids. Gene Ontology annotation, molecular function: sequence-specific DNA binding; DNA-binding transcription factor activity, RNA polymerase II-specific. Lineage: Eukaryota; Metazoa; Arthropoda; Insecta; Ephemeroptera; Baetidae. Gene Ontology annotation, cellular component: nucleus. The transcript has 12 exons.
UCCGCCGGUGUCCUCUGCUUGGAUGCACCUUGCAGUACGUGCGCCAGCAACGCACGUGAGAGUGACUGUGUGUGUCUGUGCCAUAGGACAGAUUAUUUCGUUUACCCGCGGGACACCGGGACGUACGUCAUUCGAAGGCCCCCUCGGCGCCGAGUUGCAGUUUGCACAUGCAUAACAACAACAAAACCGUGUCAACUGAUCGCACGCGUUGGUGGUGCUGCACCAACACCUAAUAACACUUGGUCCGUGGGGAGUGUGGAUUGCAUCUAAUUUGCCAUGUUACGGGAUCGCUGUUAAAGGACACCAGCAGGAGCCCAAGGUUUCAAAGUGCAGCCUAUGGUGCAGCCGUGGAGAAAAUUUGUGAAAAUUAGGGACAUUUGCAGGAAUUUGAUGAAAAGGGGACAAACAGAUCAUUAACGGGUGCUUCAUUCAAAGAGUGGCAAAAAUAAAGGCGUGGAUACCACGGGCUUCUACUGUGGGGCCACCGCGGGGCCCAGCGGCGGGGGCGCUUCAGCACCCGCUGCCAACAGCUUUAAUAUGAUGGCUUUUCUGGACGACUACCUGGAGGGCGAAGGCACGACGCCGCCCAUGCAGGAGUUAUCUCAAAGCGACCUCAACAGUUUGCCCAAUGUUGACGCCGACAGCACCGCCUUCGAACUCGAUCUCCUCUUCUCAGACUUCCAUCCGACUGAAAAGGUUGGGGUCAAACCAUCUCUACAGGCUUCAUAUAUAUUUGAGGAGAACAACAAUGGCACUGCAGACACUUUGGACGUGAAGCACACGCUGACCUCCUUAACAGCCAGCAUAGUCAGCGACCCCUUGAGCACCCAAACAAUGGCAUCAAAUGCACUGGCACAAAGAAAAUUGAACGUUGCAACAGCAAAUCCUCUCCUCGCAGGCAAGCUGGCAGCACCACUUCCUACUUCUGUACCUUCUUUCUCAACAUCAAAUGCACCUCACCUCGAGUUCAAAACAGAAUUUAAGCAGGAAUUCCCUCUCAAGACCAAAUUCAAAACUGAGCCUGGUACUGUGGACACAACGCACGGAUCGCUCUUGGCCGGCGACGACUCGGACACGGACGACGACGGCCCAGCCGCCUCCGUCGCCUCCCUGCCGCCCCCGCAGCUGAAGCAGCCGCCAUCCGCCCUUCUUCACAACAUUCUCAGCCUGCAGCCGAGCAGCCUGCAGCACCCCCACCGAGCCGCCGGCUUCAGCACCAGUUCAACUGGUUCCCUCCCUCCUUCACCUGCUGAUAGUGGAGUGUCUGAUGUGGAUAGUAGCAGCAGUGGACACACAGAUGAAUUGAGAGCUCGUCUGCAGCUCCCAGUUAACAGUGGUGCCGCAGGUGAAAACGCUCUUGUCCAGCAGCAGCAGCACCAGCUCCUGCAGCAGCACAACCCUUAUUACCAGCAUUUAUCACCGCCCUCACACUUGCCUCAGCAUGCCUAUUACAACCCUAGGCAACCUUCCAGUAAUGUUGCUGAUUUGUAUGGAAGCACUUCGUCCAGUUACAUGCACCAGCAGCAGCACCCCAGCUACCUGGGACUCGGCUCGUACAACAGCAUGAUGGCGUCAACGUCACCACCAAUGCACCUAGGCCAGGCCUCGAUGGUCAAGCAGCAGCACUCACCGCUGGGCGGCGCGCUGCAGGGCGGCCAGGGGGCGACCUCGCCCAACGGAGACCACUACCUAUUGAAUCUCGGCUUCCACGCCAAGGCCAAGAAGAAGCUGAAGAAACCGAGAGGCCCCGGCACCGGAAUGCCAGGCGACGCCACCGUCAAGAGGAAAAGUAGAGAAGGUUCAACUACCUAUCUGUGGGAAUUCCUGCUCAAGCUCCUCCAGGACCGUGAAUACUGUCCGAGAUACAUCAAGUGGACAAAUAGAGAGCGUGGUGUCUUCAAAUUGGUCGACUCAAAAGCCGUCUCACGCCUCUGGGGCCAACACAAGAAUAAGCCAGACAUGAAUUACGAAACAAUGGGACGAGCACUAAGAUAUUACUACCAACGAGGCAUCCUCGCCAAGGUGGACGGCCAAAGACUGGUCUACCAAUUUGUCGACGUGCCCCGCGACAUCAUCGAAAUAGACUGCAGUGGUGUUUAAACAAUUGACCUCUUAACAGUUGCUGAGAAUGUGUGUGUGCAAAUAGACUCCCCCGAGUGAGAAAACCACAAUUAAAGCAAGAAGACAAUAUAAAUAUAUCAAACACCCCCUGUUAGCAAAAUAGAAGAAGGACACAGUAGAAGCUCCCAAUCCGUGUGGAUAAUUUUUUUCCAAGAAGAGAUGCCCCGCUGAUAUUGGAAUUAGUGUCCGCUCUAGCAAAGUAAAAAUGCUGCUCUCUAUAACCGCCGUGUCGCUGUUCAAUUUUUUCAUCUUUUCAUCAGCCACUUUAGACGUCCACUCUACGAGAAAAAUUUUCCAAUGCCGGUUUUUACAGAUAUGUGGAAAAAAUCUGCUUGCUCACAAGCGCGUCGGUGAUAAAAUCAUGUUGCAUCAAAAGAUAUUAACAAAAGUUUCUACGAUAGCAUACCUAUGUAUAUUUUUAUGCACAAUUACGAUAGCUAUAUUAAAUUAAAACCAGGGUGGGGCUACUUUUAAUUAACUCGUGUAAUUGAUGAACAGCUAACAAACAAACAAACAAACUUUUCCGCGUGAAUGCGUCCGGAACACUUGAAUUUUAUUUUAUUUUCUGGGGCGAGUGGUCGAUGGGAAAAUGUUCGUUGCUCCUCUGUGAGAUGAAUAUUGAAACGGGAAACAAACUCCUCCGAGAAUCCACCACUGCAGAGCAACUGAACCCUUUAAUGUCCAACUAGAGCAAAUUUCUGGAUUAAUGUUUUGAUUGUAGAGCAUCUUCUUUGAUAAAAACAAAGCAGAGAGGUAAAAUCUAUUAUUGUGUAUUAUAACAAUUAGUUGUUAAGUAGGGUGUAAGCACAAAUGCAUCUCUCUAUCUCUCUCAAACUGUACUAAGAACAUAAAAAAAAUUUAAAUCUGUACACAUCUAAUAGAAUGUAACGGUGUAAUUUUCUGGCCAACUGUUGGAUUACAUAUAUUAUUAUUCAUGAGCCGUCUGACGUACAUUGUUGAUGUUUGAUACAAUUUAAUCAUGUAUUUUUGGAAGUGGAAAUUUUCGGUCCGUUCUACUUAAAAGAAAGAGAAUUGGUGACUUUCCUGUUCACAUAUAGGAAGACAGAGAUAAUGUUUUGAAUCAAAAUGAAACCUUUCCGACACACACAAUUAUACAAAUCUGAGAUGCGGGAAUUAACAUUUUUCAAGGAUGAAUAUCAGUUGACAUAAUUUUUUUUUCUAAAUACUUUUGGCAAAGAGAAUUGCUGCUCUUAAAAUUGAGGUUUUAGUACGGGAAAGUCGAUCUCAGGUAAUAUUAAAGAAGGGAGUAAAAAAGGAGAGACAAAAAAGCAAGAAAAAGAUUGAUAUAUAAAUGGAAGGGAAACAAAUUAUGCGGUCCAAAAAGUUGUACAUAAAAAAAAAUAUACAAUUAGCAGCAAAAGUUAAAACACAAAGUGAUACAUUGUACAGAGAGUUUGUAUUUUUUAAAUAAAUUAGAGGUUAAUGAUUUAUUAUGUAAAAAUUGUAUAAAAUCGAAGAGAGAUUUUUUAUUGAGGUGUUGACUACAAAUUGGAAUGAAAAAUGUAAGAAUUAAAAAAAAAAACGAGAAAUAAAAAACACAGUAAAAUGGAAAGAGCGUAUAUUAUAUAUUUAUUUAUAUUUGUCAAAGGAAGCAAAUUCCAGAGAUAAUGUUAGAAAUUGACAAAUUGGCUGUUGCAACAGAAAAAUAAUAUCAGAGCAGUGAAUAAAGCGAUGUUUAAACAUUUAAAGAUUUUCCAUUAUCCCAUGACAGUACAGUAAGUGGACAAUGCAAUUGAUUGUUUCUUCCGUUUAAGUUAAUUAGAGCAAUUGAAUUUAUUGCUCUAUUUUCAACCAAAAUAAAAACAAAUCUUGUUGAGGGACCACGCAAUCGUCAAAAGAAAUUAGUCUCUCGUCUUCGAGUCGGGAGAAUCAAAACCACAUUUUUUGGGGGGAAUUGUAUUCAUUCAAACAAAUUCACACAUUUAGACACGGUGUAUUAAUUGAUAAUAUAAUUGCAUCUGUGUUUUUCAAGCAGGUUGUACUUACACGGUGUUACAAUUACAUGGUGAAAUUGAAAUUUGUGAUUACGCUGUUGUUUAUUUGUAUAAAAUCUUUUGAGAAUUGAUUGUAAUGUUUUGGACUUCGAUGAGAAUACAAAAAUAAAAUAGUCAGUUGUAUCUGCUCAAA